Molecule: messenger RNA, 1508 nt
Organism: Macrosteles quadrilineatus (aster leafhopper)
Lineage: Eukaryota; Metazoa; Arthropoda; Insecta; Hemiptera; Cicadellidae
Product: GRAM domain-containing protein 2B-like
Exons: 12
Coding region: 1-1359 (452 amino acids)
Biological process (GO): intracellular sterol transport
Cellular component (GO): endoplasmic reticulum membrane; plasma membrane; endoplasmic reticulum-plasma membrane contact site
Molecular function (GO): sterol transfer activity; sterol binding
Source: RefSeq, a predicted model, not a curated record
AUGGCACGCAAGUGUUUUUGUUUACCUCGUGUUGGCAGUGUUGACUACCUGGAUGUUUACACGCCUGAGCCCAAGCCUCUACCUGUUUUCCGAUGGGAAUUAGAGGAAAGUUCUCCACUGCCUCCCAGAUCUCCUGGUGACUCUCCCAACCUGAACCUGGACCACUCACCCAUCAGGCGGAGCUCCUCCUUCCAUACUCCCUCUGUUACUUGUACUAAAGAGAAACUACAAGAUGAUCAUCAUCUACAACCAGAUGUUUCUGGAAACUCUUCUCUCUUUCAGAAAGACAAGAAACACCCAAAGUGUGUUAUACACCUGAAAAGCAAACACCAAGUCAGGAGAAAGUCAAGACAAGGAUUGAAGUACCUGAGUGGCAGCGCUCCUUCUGUUACAUGCGCUCCAUCUAUCUUCCCUGGCCCAGGGUUACCUCUGACCCCUUCGACCUGCCAGUCCAGACAGAAGAAGUUUUUGAGGCAUUUCGAUGUACAUCCUGAUGAGAGAGUUAUAGACUAUUUUUCGUGUGCACUGGUUGCAGACAUUCUUUUACAAGGUCAUCUUUACAUUUCAAAGAAUUAUUUUGCAUUUUAUUCCAAUGUUUUUGGAUAUGUGACCAAGCUGUUGAUUCCGGUAUCAACAGUGACUUCACUCACCAAAGAGAAGACAGCGUUUAUCCUACCCAACGCCGUUGCCGUGGUGACAGCAGACGACAGACAUGUGUUCAGCUCUCUAUUGUCCCGAGACACUACCUACAGGCUCAUGGUGCAGGUAUGGAGAGAGGCUCAGCCUGUUGUGGAUUCUACAGGACCAGCUAUCACAACCAAUAAAGUGCGAUGCCGGAGUGCCCUAAGUCAAAGGGCUCGAUUGGCCGAGCCUGAUGAAGUGUCAUUGAGUGACAAGUCUAUAUCGUGCAGUGAGCCAACAUUAAGAACUAAAAUAUCUUCGGAAAAACCACCAUCUGCACAUUUGAAACAGCCGGUUUUAGAAACCGAAAAAGCUGUUGCGGCCAGCAGAGUGCCCAAGUCCACGUUGCUGCUAGCAGCCUCCACCCUGCUGCUAGUGCUUCUAUUUAUCUCAGCAGCUGUGUUGAUGUACAGACUGUCUUCACUUCAUCAACAGUUCACAACUAUAUCACCCUCUGCAUCUCAAAGAUCUCUACUGGAGGUCCAAGAAUAUUUAGAGGCUAACUUAAAAAAACUACACAAGGUGCGGCAAUCUCUUGAAGUACUAUCUCUUCUGAUGGAAGACGAAAAAGAACAUUUACCAAGUCCUGGGAAUGCACAAAAAGAUAGUUUUGUGUUACCCGAUUCGUCAAUUAUGAAAUCAGAAAACAAUAAUCAAAUUGAUGACUAUACUAGUUAGCACAAACUCUAAUUUUUUCUCAUUAGAAAAUAUUGAAUUUUACACACGAUAAAAAUCAUGAAGCUCGUGAUCAGUUAGUCAUUUAAUAUUGAUAAUGAUGUUAUAAAAAAAAACUUAUAAAACUUAAUUUAUUGUACAGUCAAAUGAUU